This is a messenger RNA of Malania oleifera, 1831 nucleotides long. Its product is annotated as chloroplast stem-loop binding protein of 41 kDa a, chloroplastic. Gene Ontology annotation, molecular function: RNA binding. Gene Ontology annotation, cellular component: cytosol. The record is from RefSeq and is a predicted model, not a curated record. Lineage: Eukaryota; Viridiplantae; Streptophyta; Magnoliopsida; Santalales; Ximeniaceae. The coding region runs from base 142 to 1416 and encodes 424 amino acids. Gene Ontology annotation, biological process: rRNA processing. The transcript is spliced from 5 exons.
AAUUUUGUUUCAUUUUACUUGCAGUCUUGAAAUUUUUGCUCCAUUCUUGUCUUGUUGAAGUCCCUCUUGGGAACAGACCCACCUAUUUGCUCCAACAAAACAACUGGCCAUCAUAAAGAUCAGGCAUAAGAGCAACACUCGAUGGCCACACUCGUUUCCCCAUCUUCUCCUCUUCUUUCCUCUCCAUCCGCCAUUAAUUUUUCUCCAACUUCUUCCAUAUCUCCUCCACGCAUCUCUCUCUUCUCCUUCUCUUACUCCUCUUCUCUUUCUUCUUCUCUUUCCAUUUCCAUUUCCAUUUCCAAUUUCCCCACUUUCCCUGCCUACCCAGUUAACACCAGACGCCAUUCCUCUCCAUCUUUCAAUGUCAAGGCCAGUGCGGAGAAGAAGAGGGUCCUCAUAGUCAACACAAACAGCGGCGGCCAUGCAGUCAUUGGUUUCUAUUUUGCAAAAGAGCUUCUGGGUUCCGGGCACCAUGCCACCAUACUGACUGUUGGUGAUGAGGCCUCCGACAAGAUGAAGAAGCCUCCAUUCAAUAGAUUUUCUGAAAUUGUGAGCGCUGGCGGCAAAACGGUGUGGGGAAACCCAGCAGAAGUCGGGAAAGUGGUUGAUGGGGCAGCAUUUGAUGUGGUGUUGGAUAACAAUGGCAAGGAUCUUGACACUGUGAGGCCUGUGGCAGAUUGGGCUAAGGGUUCUGGUGUCAAGCAAUUUCUCUACAUCAGCAGUGCAGGUAUUUAUAAGCCAACAGAUGAGCCUCCUCAUGUUGAAGGGGAUGUUGUUAAAAGCGAUGCUAGUCACGUUGGAGUCGAGAAAUACCUUGCAGAAAAUUUUGGUACUUGGGCAAUAUUCCGUCCACAAUACAUGAUUGGAUCUGGGAACAACAAAGAUUGUGAAGAGUGGUUCUUUGAUCGUAUUGUUCGAAACAGGCCAGUUCCAAUCCCUGGCUCUGGGAUGCAACUCACCAACAUCGCCCAUGUUAGAGACUUAUCAUCUAUGCUUAAUCUAGCUGUUGAAAAGCCAGAUGCUGCUAAUGGCAACAUCUUCAACUGUGUGAGUGAUCGUGCUGUGACUCUGGAUGGAAUGGCAAAGCUAUGUGCUGAUGCUGCAGGCUGCUCUCUUCAGAUUGUGCAUUAUGACCCAAAAGCUGUUGGAAUUGAUUCAAAGAAAGCUUUUCCUUUCCGUAACAUGGUACCAGUGUUUCUUGUACUUCGCAUUAUAAGGAGAUAUAAGAUAAAAUGGAUUAUGCACUCCUUUCAAUUAAGGACAGUGCUAGACAAAUUCUUAGGAGGCUUCACCUUCUUGUUUUUCUUAAAUCCACAGAGUGUUAAUUGUCUUGCCCAGACAGUAGAGACCUCGUUAUUCUUGCCCGAAGUUUUUCCAUAUGAUCAACCUUUUUUAACUAUGAGUUUUUUCAUAUGAUCAAUGUGCUGUGCAGCACUUCUAUGCGGAGCCAAGAGCUGCCAAAGACAUUUUAGGGUGGCAGGGUACCACACAUCUGCCCAAGGACUUGAAAGAGAGGUAUGAUGAGUAUGUAAAGAUUGGAAGAGACAAGAAGCCGAUGCAAUUUGAGAUAGAUGAUAAGAUACUAGAGUCACUUAAAGUGCCAGUAGCUGUGUGAUCAGUCAAAGCUAGGUAAUGUUUGAACAUCAAGACUUCAGUGUUCAAGGCUGUAAUAUUUUUUAUGUGUUUCUUUCAUAUGUUUAAUCAAUGCUUCAUUUCAAACGUUAUUACUUUGUAAAUAAAAUGAAAUUAAAAAAGGUCCUCCCCAUUCUAAGCCCUGCAAUGCAUUAUUGCAUAUUUUGGAAAUGAAAUUGUUCCAAUAAAUUAUGGUUAA